This is a messenger RNA of Mya arenaria, 1815 nucleotides long. RefSeq lists its product as uncharacterized. The coding region runs from base 1 to 1815 and encodes 604 amino acids. The transcript has a single exon. The record is from RefSeq and is a predicted model, not a curated record. Lineage: Eukaryota; Metazoa; Mollusca; Bivalvia; Myida; Myidae.
AUGGAUAAUGCUGACCUUGAACUAAUUUUGCCAAAUCUGCCAGAGGAAAACAGUUCAGUGCCAGAGGAAUACUACAAUUCAGUGCUAGAAGAAAACAGUUCAGUGCCAGAGGAAUACUACAAUUCAGUGCUAGAAGAAAACAGUUCAGUGCCAGAGGAAUACUACAAUUCAGUGCUAGAAGAAAACAGUUCAGUGCCAGAGGAAUACUACAAUUCAGUGCUAGAAGAAAACAGUUCAGUGCCAGAGGAAUACUACAAUUCAGUGCUAGAAGAAAACAGUUCAGUGCCAGAGGAAUACUACAAUUCAGUGCUAGAAGAAAACAGUUCAGUGCCAGAGGAAUACUACAGUUCAGUGCUAGAAGAAAACAGUUCAGUGCCAGAGGAAUACUACAGUUCAGUGCUAGAAGAAAACAGUUCAGUGCCAGAGGAAUACUACAAUUCAGUGCUAGAAGAAAACAGUUCAGUGCCAGAGGAAUACUACAAUUCAGUGCUAGAAGAAAACAGUUCAGUGCCAGAGGAAUACUACAGUUCAGUGCUAGAAGAAAACAGUUCAGUGCCAGAGGAAUACUACAAUUCAGUGCUAGAAGAAAACAGUUCAGUGCCAGAGGAAUACUACAAUUCAGUGCUAGAAGAAAACAGUUCAAUGCCAGAGGAAUACUACAGUUCAGUGCUAGAAGAAAACAGUUCAGUGCCAGAGGAAUACUACAAUUCAGUGCUAGAAGAAAACAGUUCAGUGCCAGAGGAAUACUACAAUUCAGUGCUAGAAGAAAACAGUUCAGUGCCAGAGGAAUACUACAAUUCAGUGCUAGAAGAAAACAGUUCAGUGCCAGAGGAAUACUACAGUUCAGUGCUAGAAGAAAACAGUUCAGUGCUAGAGGAAUACUACAAUUCAGUGCUAGAAGAAAACAGUUCAGUGCUAGAGGAAUACUACAAUUCAGUGCUAGAAGAAAACAGUUCAGUGCCAGAGGAAUACUACAGUUCAGUGCUAGAAGAAAACAGUUCAGUGCCAGAGGAAUACUACAAUUCAGUGCUAGAAGAAAACAGUUCAGUGCCAGAGGAAUACUACAAUUCAGUGCUAGAAGAAAACAGUUCAGUGCCAGAGGAAUACUACAAUUCAGUGCUAGAAGAAAACAGUUCAGUGCCAGAGGAAUACUACAAUUCAGUGCUAGAAGAAAACAGUUCAGUGCCAGAGGAAUACUACAGUUCAGUGCUAGAAGAAAACAGUUCAGUGCCAGAGGAAUACUACAGUUCAGUGCUAGAAGAAAACAGUUCAGUGCCAGAGGAAUACUACAAUUCAGUGCUAGAAGAAAACAGUUCAGUGCCAGAGGAAUACUACAAUUCAGUGCUAGAAGAAAACAGUUCAGUGCCAGAGGAAUACUACAGUUCAGUGCUAGAAGAAAACAGUUCAGUGCUAGAGGAAUACUACAGUUCAGUGCUAGAAGAAAACAGUUCAGUGCCAGAGGAAUACUACAGUUCAGUGCUAGAAGAAAACAGUUCAGUGCCAGAGGAAUACUACAAUUCAGUGCUAGAAGAAAACAGUUCAGUGCCAGAGGAAUACUACAAUUCAGUGCUAGAAGAAAACAGUUCAGUGCCAGAGGAAUACUACAAUUCAGUGCUAGAAGAAAACAGUUCAGUGCCAGAGGAAUACUACAAUUCAGUGCUAGAAGAAAACAGUUCAGUGCCAGAGGAAUACUACAAUUCAGUGCUAGAAGAAAACAGUUCAGUGCCAGAGGAAUACUACAAUUCAGUGCUAGAAGAAAACAGUUCAGUGCUAGAGGAAUACAAUUCAGCGCCAGAGGAAAAUACUGCUGGUUAG